GAAGCACCGGCCGUGAGGCAUUGUGGGAGAAGAUGGCGGCCGCCGUCCGCUUUCGGGUUGUUAGAGCGCUUCCAAUGUCACGUCCUGCCAUUACUGCAGCAGCCACUUCUGUGUUCUGUGGCUCAUCCCAUCGCCAGCUUCACCAUGCUGUCAUACCUCACGGGAAAGGAGGCCGCUCAUCUGUCAGUGGAGUUGUGGCCACUGUGUUUGGGGCUACAGGAUUCCUGGGUCGAUACGUUGUUAACCACCUUGGACGAAUGGGGUCACAAGUGAUCAUACCAUAUCGGUGUGAUGUAUAUGACAUCAUGCACCUUCGUCUGAUGGGUGACCUGGGCCAGCUUACCUUUCUGGAAUGGGAUGCACGAGACAAAGAUUCUAUCAGGAAAGCAGUGCAGCACAGCAACGUGGUCAUCAAUCUUAUUGGGCGGGAGUGGGAAACCAGAAACUUUGAUUUUGAGGAUGUUUUUGUGAAUAUUCCUCGAGCAAUAGCUCAGGCAUCCAAGGAAGCUGGGGUUGAGAGAUUCAUUCAUGUUUCACACCUGAAUGCCAGUAUGAAGAGUUCUUCUAAGUCCUUGAGGAGCAAGGCAGUGGGAGAGAAGGAAGUGAGAAGUGUGUUUCCUGAAGCCAUCAUCAUACGGCCGUCUGACAUUUUCGGAAGGGAGGACAGGUUCCUUAAUCACUUUGCAAAUUAUCGUUGGUUUCUUGCUGUGCCUCUUGUUUCUUUGGGCUUUAAGACAGUGAAGCAGCCGGUGUAUGUUGCAGAUGUUUCCAAGGGGAUUGUUAAUGCGACUAAGGAUCCAGAUGCCGUAGGAAAAACCUUUGCCUUCACUGGGCCAAACCGGUACCUGCUCUUCCACUUGGUGAAGUACAUCUUUGGCAUGACCCAUCGGACCUUCAUCCCUUACCCUUUGCCACUAUUUGUGUAUAGCUGGAUUGGCAAACUCUUUGGGCUGAGUCCAUUUGAGCCCUGGACGACGAAGGACAAGGUGGAGCGGAUACAUAUCUCAGACGUGAUGCCGACCGACCUGCCUGGCCUGGAAGAUCUUGGUGUUCAGCCCACACCACUGGAGCUCAAGUCCAUUGAGGUGCUACGGCGGCAUCGUACCUACCGAUGGCUGUCUUCUGAGAUCGAGGAAACCAAGCCUGCCAAGACAGUCAACUAUUAGUGUCACCCAGGUCACCUGUGUGCAGUAAAAGAGUCACUCUAUUAAAUAUCCGAGGAUUCGGUCUAUUGCAAGUGUCUUUCUUGACUGAUCAGAGAGGAACUCACAGCCAUUCAGAACUGAGGCUUGUUUUCUAUUAAAUAACUAUAUAUAAUAUCG
Mus musculus (house mouse) is the source of this 1322-nucleotide messenger RNA. It is a transcript of the gene Ndufa9, whose product is annotated as NADH:ubiquinone oxidoreductase subunit A9. The record is from RefSeq and is marked validated. Gene Ontology annotation, biological process: circadian rhythm. The transcript has 11 exons. Gene Ontology annotation, molecular function: NADH dehydrogenase activity; protein-containing complex binding. Gene Ontology annotation, cellular component: respiratory chain complex I; mitochondrial inner membrane; mitochondrial membrane. NCBI's taxonomy places the organism in Eukaryota, Metazoa, Chordata, Mammalia, Rodentia, Muridae. Bases 33 to 1166 code for a protein of 377 amino acids.